This is a messenger RNA of Sebastes umbrosus (honeycomb rockfish), 3203 nucleotides long. RefSeq names its product family with sequence similarity 78 member Ba (gene fam78ba). NCBI's taxonomy places the organism in Eukaryota, Metazoa, Chordata, Actinopteri, Perciformes, Sebastidae. The record is from RefSeq and is a predicted model, not a curated record. Bases 767 to 1630 code for a protein of 287 amino acids. The transcript is spliced from 4 exons.
GCAGAGGUCGGGUGACGCCCCUCCUCUCUCCCUCCUCUCGCUCUCUCUCUCUCGCUCUCCAGCAUCAGCACCCUCCGAGCUGGAGACAAGACGGCUACAAAAAAAGGGAUGCUCUCCGGACCAGCUCGAGGAAACGUAACGAUGAGACGACCGACCGAGAGAUGCUCGAGAAUAUUCUGGGUCAAGGUGAUGAAGAGUUUGAUGUAGAGGGCUAAAAACAAGGAGAAGCCACAAAGCAAACAAAAGGCAUCUAGCAUCCCCCCUCCUCUCCUCUUCUCCUCUGACGCACCUGUGCUGCCCUGUCGCCACUUGACAUGACAGCGCAGAGCCGGGAGCAGAGCAGCAGCAGCAGGAUCAAGGGGCACCGACGUGCAGCCGGACGUGAGGACUCGACGAGGAGGAGCAGAGGAGCCACGGUGGAGCAGCAGCAGCAGCAGCAGCAGCCCAGGGGAGGCCGGAUUGCAGUUUCUGGGGACGAGCGCCAAGGGCAGUGCGGCAGUCAGCAGGCAGACCGGGGGGAGGAGGCUGCGGAGAUCUGUGAUACUUCCCCCCCAGGCCCAGCUGCAAUCUCACCUCCAUAUCAUCCUGAAAACAAUAUGAUGCUGGACCAUUUUCUGUUUGAUCAAUGUCGACUGUGAUACUCCCUAUCCCCAACCCCAUCAUCCUUUUUUUUCUUUCCCUCCCCACAACCAAUCAGAGAUGAUGGGCAAUUAAAAGGUUAGAUCUGCUCUCUCAUCAGUGCAAGGGUGGACCCCGGAGGGGACUGAUGUGCAUACUGGCCAGGUAUCAUUUGCUCCCUUCUUCUUCUCUGGUUUUGCUCAUUUUGCUUGCCGCCGCCUGCACUAUGGGAUGUAUUCAGAGCAUUGCAUGCAAGCCCCGCAUCAGACGGGAGAACAUUGUGGUGUACGAGGUGUCCGCCUCUAUUGACCAGUGUCCCACCAUCAUUGAGGAGAACUCACCGAUUGUGCUCCGUUACAAGACGCCUUACUUCAGGGCCUCGGCGGGGGUUGUGAUGCCACCGGUGCCCCGCAAUGAGACCUGGGUGGUGGGCUGGAUCCAGGCGUGUACCCAGAUGGAGUUCUACAACACCUAUGGGGAUAUUGGCAUGUCCAGCUGGGAGUUACCAGAGCUGCGAGAGGGUCGGGUCAAGGCCAUCAGCGACUCGGAUGGCGUCAGCUACCCCUGGUACGGCAACACCACCGAGACGGUCACCCUGACCGGACCCACGUCCAAACCGUCCCGUCUGACGGUCGGCAUGAACGACAACUUCUACCCCAGCGUGACCUGGGCAGUGCCCAUCAGCAACAGCAACACGCCCAUGCUGACCCACAUCACCAGGGACCAGAGCUUCAUCACCUGGCUGGUGGCCAUGAACUCCGUCACCAAGGAGCGCAUCGUGUUGCAGACGGUGCGGUGGCGGAUGCGGGUGGACAUUGCCGUGGACCCAGACAUGCCUCUGGGCUCUCGGGCCUCGCUGGUGGGUCGUCCCUACCAGGAGCAGCCGCACAUCCUCAACUACCAGGAGCCCAUCCCUCCCAACGCGCUGGGGAGGCCGAACGCCAACGACGCCCAAGUGCUCAUGUGGAGGCCACGGAGAGGGGCGCCACUAGUGGUCAUACCGCCAAAAUAAGAGGGUCAAAUGGAUGCACAGACACAAAUAUAAUUGUUCCCCUCUUGCAGAUGAAGGUGAUGGAAGUCACGAAGUCUAUCAGAGAAGAGAGAAGUGAUGGUUUCCCCACGCUCAAGAUGCCAGCGGCUCAAUAUCCCUGACAGAUUUAAGUGGACCAUUAUAACAAGCCAAACAUCUUGGAUCUGACGCUGCACAGCGUCAGAAUGGAAGUCGACAACAAACUAGCGUCAAGGGCCCGGGUUGCAUCAAGGCCUUUUUUUUGGCUCCCGACAAGUUUUGGACCGCAUUAAAGAGUUCUGCCUGCUUUUUUAGCGAAGAAGGAACGCUGUUUUUAGACGCACCGCCACCGGAGGUAUUAGCCCACAACGAGAACUGCAUCCUGCAUCCUUAUGUAGAUCUUAUUGCAUGAGAGAGUGAGAGUGACAAGAAAAAAACUGUCCUUGAGAAGUUUAAGAAUAGCAUUUGUUUUGUAUAACUUGAUACCUGAAGACAUUUUGAUUGAAAAGCCAGCCAAAAGAAAAAAACAAACAAAAACCUGCAGGCUGGUUAAACCUCGUCAGUGCCAACAACGGCCUUCAGCACACUCAGCACCAGAGUUAAAGGAUGUAUUUAAGGAGAAUUUAAAAGAGACAAAGUAUUAUAUGAAUCUUUUUAGGUUAAGAUUAACUCAUGCAUCCAUCAGAUUGUAUUAAGAGCACCCACCUUGCAUAAAAGUCUGGAAGAAAAUCUGCUGUAGUUUUCACUGGAGUUUUGCUAAUACACCAAACUUAUGCACCGACGACUCCCUCGCCUCUGUGGUGCUGCUGAUAUUUUAUUCAGAUGGGUGACAAACUAUCAGAGAAAGGAGCUUGUCCUGUUAGCACAUUAAAUAAAUAAUGUCAGCUAUGCUUUCUAUAAGUGUGGUGUAAAUGACUUGGAAUAGUGCCAUACAACACAUUUAAAACAAGAGCUGGAACGGGGCCGAAUUGUACUCAGACUAUAGAUUUGAUGUGGCACUAAUCAGGCCGUGUUGCACUACCAAGUUACAUAAAUCUUCCUACAAUCAGGUACUCUUAGUAGUGUCCUUGGUGUGGAAUUAAACCAGACUGCAUUUUGGAAAUGAUUUGUAAUUAGUGCCAUUAUUUAACACUGGUUUGUAUGAGGUAAUAUCACAGUUUCAGGGAUAUUAUUUUGCAGUAGACGUGUGCAGAUUAUGACAGAUGAAGGUUUCCAGUGUCGUGGUAUGUCCAUCCUGGGCUCAGUCCAAGUCCCUGCCUGCCACUCCACACAGGAGUCACAUGACUCAUCCUCCAUCUGUGCUUCACUCCAGGUUCGCGCCUCACCUUCCCAAUCUGCCUGCUCCUUUUCUCCCCCUGUCUGUCCACCACUUCAUCACACACACACACACACACACUAUCUCCGUCCACUCAUUUGCUCUGAAAUCCACAACUAUGCAAAGGUUAUCUGUGACUGUGAACAAAAACAGGGAGCAAAAUAGGAAAGAUGUGUAUUUUUUUGUUCAUCUGCUUCAAUCUCUUUCUUAUCUGUCAGGGUCAUUGUUGAAUAAAAAAUGUCUGUUGUAAAUGUAAAACAC